GUUUGACUAUUGUAUUGACUUUUUUUGUGGUCGGCGGAUGGUCGGGAAAAUUACGAAGUUACGAAAUUACGUAGAGUGCUAUUUAUUAAACAAAAAAUUCCUAUAAGUUUCUGGGUUGAAUUUGUCUACCUAUUAGGUACAUACUUAUUUGAAAAUGGCGAAACCUAAAACCGAAGAUUCUUCGGAAGACGCCAAGAAGAUUGUAGAUGAUGCCAAAAAUUUUAUUGAAAAAGCUAUUUCUGAUAUAGGAAAAACUUCAGCUACUAAGCAACUAAUAUUGGGUACUGCCUCGGGAUGGAUAACAGGCUUUUUGACAAUGAAAAUUGGAAAAGUGGCUGCUGUUGGCAUUGGCGGUGGAGUGAUACUUCUGCACAUAGCUAGCCAAAAAGGUUACAUUGAUAUCAACUGGGAUAAGAUUAAUAAGAAAGUUGACAAAAUUACUGACAAAAUUGAGAAGGAAACUACAGGAAAAUCUCCUGCUUGGAUUGAAAAAGUUGAAAGAUUUGUGGAUCGUAAAUUGGAUAAAGCUGAGGAUUUGUUUAAGAAAAAAGAAGUCAAAGCGAAACGUUGGUAUAACAACUUCACUGGAGAUGAUCACUACCGAGCAACUGAAACUCACGUUUUUUUAGCGUCUUUUAUGGCGGGAAUGGCUAUUGGUCUUGUUUGCGGCAAAUAGACAAUUAGACAUCUUCCUUGAGAUCAACCCUAGGAGAUAGGGAAAAAAGGUUUCCUCUGGAGCCAGUUAAAGUGAAUGAAUGGAUUUUAAUGAUUACUCUUGUAAGCAUUAGAAAGUCACCGGAUAAUAGGUACGUACAGGAAACAGCAUGCCAAGUUACCCAAAUUUGUCUUUAUUAUCACCGCAUAGAGCUCCAUGAAGUGUUAGAUACUUACUUGACGUGCGGUUAACCGUUCUGAUAUUAUUAUAGGUUCUGUAAAUGAAUAAGCUGCCCACAACUUACAAGAGACAGGAUAGAUUAAUGUCAAUAUUUGUAAGAUUAGUUUCGUAAACGGAGCUUUGGUUCCGAAAGUCGCGCGCACUAAAAUGGGAUUAUUUAAUGUCAUUCACUUUAACAUGAUUCCUAAUUUUUAUUCCAUACUUUAAAACUAAUUACCAUGUUUUGUAUACCUAUGUUAGUUACUUAAACAUCGCUUAACUUACUAAACUAGAAGUAGAAAGUACUGAUGUCCUGCGCAUUUAGUCAGAGUUCAAUAAAUUAGGCUAACGAAUUAGUAUGGAAGACGAGAUAUUUUCUGCUUAUAUUAUAAUCCUAUUAUUUAGCAUCUGCGUAUUGUUUUUAUUGUAACAAUACGCAGAUGCUAAAAGUCAUUCAAAUUUUCACGAAAGUUAAUUUAAAAAAUAUAGCAAUGGAAAAUAAUAUAUAAUGACGCGGGGGCAAGCAUAGAUUAUAGAAAAUUGGAAGUAAGGGCCGCUAGGGCCCUGCCUUUGGAGUUGAAUAGUGUAUUUGAACUGUCCACCAGGUGAAAAGAAUAACUGUGAGCCGAAUUGUAUUUAUUUAAUACUCACAAUUUGAUAUUGCAUUAUAUUAAAACGUCCUAAUUGCCUAUUGCAAUGCGAAACAGCACAGUAUAACACGCACUAUCCUCAUUGCAAUAGGGAUGCGAAAAGAAGAACAGAUUUUAGCGUUCCAUUCUCAUCAUUCAGUCAUUUUUAUUUUGUUUGGAAUGUUUGAAAUUAACACAGAAGGUAAAAUUUCAUUCUAACCAUUUCACAUAAGUACAAGUACUUACAACUUUAAUAUUUACCCCGAUAUACCUACCUGCGAAGAAAUGUAGUGCUCUCAGAGCGCGCCAUUUAAACCUGCGAGAAUAAGCCCAAUGCGCCUAAAAAAUUAUGUAUCGAGGCGACGACUAUAGGUAGAACUGUAAAAAAGGACAAUUUCGAAUAAACUUAAGAAGUUUUGUUUUUUUACUGCAAGUAUUUAUUUAGCAGUCGGUUUGCAGUGUCUUAAUUAAUGAAUCAUUUUACGCUAAAUUCUAAGAGUAUUAAUGUAAAGUAGAAUAUGUUUUAUUAUCCUUGUUACUUAAGCAUAUUGUAUUGUUAUAAAAAUAAAAUUAUAACUAUCUUCGUAUGGUUUAUUUGUUAGA
Messenger RNA from Amyelois transitella, 2106 nucleotides. Its product is annotated as FUN14 domain-containing protein 1. Lineage: Eukaryota; Metazoa; Arthropoda; Insecta; Lepidoptera; Pyralidae. Gene Ontology annotation, cellular component: mitochondrial outer membrane. The transcript is spliced from 3 exons. Gene Ontology annotation, biological process: autophagy of mitochondrion. The record is from RefSeq and is a predicted model, not a curated record. The coding region runs from base 155 to 676 and encodes 173 amino acids.